This is a messenger RNA of Vigna angularis (adzuki bean), 1802 nucleotides long. Its product is annotated as protein PHR1-LIKE 1-like. NCBI's taxonomy places the organism in Eukaryota, Viridiplantae, Streptophyta, Magnoliopsida, Fabales, Fabaceae. The record is from RefSeq and is a predicted model, not a curated record. The transcript has 8 exons. Bases 398 to 1648 code for a protein of 416 amino acids. Gene Ontology annotation, molecular function: DNA binding; DNA-binding transcription factor activity.
CAAAACAAACCCAAUCACCCCAUAAAUGGACUGAAAUCUGACGGCCCAGAACCACCCUGUCCCCACACGUGCGAGCCGCAGGAUGUUUUUUUUUGGGUUCACCUGUUCUUGCCAUAAUCAUGAGAAGUAGAAUCAGAAGCAAGAGCCUUGGACGGACAGAGUUUGGAUUCUAAGAUUGUUUGUUUGAGUUAAACACGACAAAUUCAUAUACGUGUGCAUUACAUUUCUUCCCUCUUCCUCCUCCUCUUCUUAUCUAUCUCCCUCUCUCUCUCUCUCUCUCUUACCCUCCGUUUUUUAGUUGGAUUCCUCGGCUUUUUAGAUUCCGUUUCAGGUUUUUCCCAAUUCCAAAGACUCAUCAUCGUCAUCCCUUUAUAGAUUCACUUGGGACUCCAGAGCUAUGUCUUCAUCUUCUCGUGUUCUUCCCACUCCCCUAGAAAACAAGUAUAUGAAACCCCCAGAUUCUUGUCAUCUUUCACCUGCCAGUGAUCUGGCUGCAAAUUCUGUCUCAUCAAAUUUAAUCACAAGUGCUGGGAAGAUCAUCUCAUCACCCUCUGAAUAUCCUGAUGGCACCCCUUUUCCCUAUGCUUCACAGCAUGAUAGGCAAAAUGAAGAUCUCCCCUUUGUUUCUCAGACAUUGGGUGACAAUGUGUCUUCCGAAAUACACUCAACAACAUUCAUUUCUCACCCUCAUGAAAGCACAGAUAUUACCUGGGGACCAGAUCCCUUUCAGGAUAUUCUUGGCUUUCCCGAAAAUAUUUCUGCCCAGCAUGAUCAGGUGGUAGACAAUGCCUGUUACAUAAACGAUGAGAAUGUCAAAAGAACCGAUUUUGGGGAGUGGGUUGAUCAGUUAAUGUCAAUUGAUGAUUCUCUUCACCCAAACUGGAGUCAGCUUCUUGGUGAUGACAAUGCAGCAGAACCAAAACCAAAGGUUCCUCAGUUGCUGGAUAUACCAUCUGGAGAAGUUAAUGGCAAUUCAGCAGCAACCACACCACAGACUAAGACUAGAAUGCGUUGGACUCCAGAACUUCACGAGGCCUUUGUGGAAGCAGUCAAUCAGCUUGGUGGUAGUGAGAAGGCUACUCCAAAGGGUGUGUUGAAUCUGAUGAAAGUUGAUGGCCUUACCAUCUAUCAUGUAAAAAGCCACUUGCAGAAAUAUAGAACUGCCAGAUACAAACCAGAGCCAUCAGAAGGAACAUCAGAGAAAAAGACGACACCAAUAGAAGAAAUGAAUUCUCUAGACUUAAAAACGAGUAAAGGGAUCACUGAAGCAUUACGAUUGCAGAUGGAUCUCCAGAAGCGACUUCACGAGCAACUUGAGAUACAAAGAAAGUUGCAAAUUCAAAUCGAAGACCAAGGGAAACGUCUUCAGAUGAUGUUUGAGAAACAAAGAGAGAUGGGUGGCAAGAAGGUUAAUGGCUCCUCCGGAGAGGCAGCUGCUGCCACCGCCACCACCGCCACCACCGCCACCCCAUCAGACAAUGUGCAUCCUUCUUCUCCUCCAGUAGAAACCUCAAAUGAAGGACAUGAGAAAAUGAUGCAUGAAGAGAAGAAUGGAAGCACAAAGCAAAAAACAAGUGAAGGUGAAGAAGUGAUGAAUGAAGAUGAAGAUGAAAUUGCACCAGCUACAAAACGGGUGAAAAGUUCAUAACCGUUGGAUUGUUUGAUGGUUGUAGGAUGAUAAUUGGGAUGUAAUUCAUUGCCUAGAAUCGUUAAAUAUUCUUGGACUUGUUUGGAAUCCAUGGAAAUUGUAGAAAUAUUAUUGGAAGUUUCAACGUGCUUUUCGUCUUCUUUUUCCUCUAAAA